Aspergillus mulundensis is the source of this 696-nucleotide messenger RNA. RefSeq lists its product as uncharacterized. The record is from RefSeq and is a predicted model, not a curated record. Bases 1 to 696 code for a protein of 231 amino acids. The transcript has 3 exons. Lineage: Eukaryota; Fungi; Ascomycota; Eurotiomycetes; Eurotiales; Aspergillaceae.
AUGCGCUUGUCGGCAGCCACCUGGAACGUUGUGCAGGCUCUGUCCAGGGUGCCCGCUUUGGCAGGAACCAUGGUCAUGGUGUUUCCGGUCAAUGCCAUGAGCAACCGGGUGUUGGGGUCGGAAGAAAACGCCCCUACCAUCCAUUUCCUCGUCCAGCGGCCGUUGGUUUCCGUCCCGCCCGUCUGCAACGGUGGUCCGUAUUGGCUUGAUGCGCCGAUCAUGGAACAACUCAUGCAAUGGAGGUCGAUCGUGAUGAAGAGGUUCAAGGAAGACCCGUUGCUCCAGGCGAACAUCACCGACCGGAACCUGUUUAAGCCUAUCCGAGACCACGAUGACCGGCUGAUUUAUGACGGAGUUUGUUAUUUGAGGUUCCUGUGUGUCGACCAGGUACUUGGCGAUAUGCGCCGGGCGGAUACAAUCACUGCGGCACAGAUCCCAUUCGUCGGCCUGAAGGAUCUUCUGGUGCUGGGAAUCCAGAUCGCCGGCUGUCUGCUACCGACGGACAAGAACGACAACACCGGAUACGCGAUCGACGUGUUGGUGGGAAGCCUGGCUUCUCUGUCCCCCGACAACGUCGUUAACCUGAGCGAAGACCAAAAACACGCCGCGCGUCACUUCGUGAAGAUGCUACAAGGCUCGGCCUUUUCGACCGAAAAGUGGGAAGCUUACCUCGGGUUGAAUACGUCCGACAACUAG